CGAGCGAGUCGCCACGAGACCCUCUCAGUGCAGACCUUGCCGGCAGCCGACAUGGACCUGGUCGGCUUGUGGAAGUGUUUAAUUGGUUUGCUGCUGGUGGUGGCCACCCUAGCCAGGGCGCAGGAUGACGAAGAGUCGCUCACGUCGAGCUUCUUUUCAGGUCUUUUGGAAACGAUUACAAGCACAGCAAACAGCAAAGACUGCCCUGGAGUGUGCAUGCACGCUCUUGCUUCGCUCAUAUGUUCAGAAGUGCUGGAGGACGUCAAGUGUCCGUCGUCGUCCAUGCGAUGCUGUGUCGAUACACCCCCAGCAAACAACACCUCAGCCGCCUCUGCUCCAGUUGACAAAAUUAGCUCAUCGAGUAACUCGAAAUCCUCAACACCUGCGCCGACAACGACGAGCAAAAAGCCACCGAAGAACGAGGAUAAAACCAUUGACAGCCAAGGAGAAUGUCCUGGAGUGUGCGUGGCAGAAAGAAUUGCAGACUACUGCGAGGCGGUGCUCGACAUUUCAAACUUGUGCAAGACUGGCCUGCGCUGCUGCGUGUCAAGGGACAAGUACGCGCCGGACAAGGCACCUCCUGAGCUGAUCAUUAUGGACAGGCAGAACAAGACUCGCCUGCCAACAACCGCGGCGCCAGCCGUGGCCACGACGACGACCACAACCACAACUACCCCGGUGCCCACCUCAGUCGCGCAGUUCGGGAAACCGUGCAAAGGCGAAUGCGUCAGCGGCCUCUUCGCACUCUUCUGCGACGACGUCGAUACUGAGGCGUCUUGUCCUGGCGACGACAGUUGUUGUAUUAACAAUCCCGUUGGACCAGCCCAGACCACAGAAAAAAUGCCAGUGACCCCUGGAAAACCCGCCUCGACUUCCGCGAAACCAACCCGGCAAGAGCCUGUGAUUCCCAAAUGCCCUGGUUUUUGUUUGUUGAACGUCAUGUCUUCGUUCUGCGAGAGACCAUCGGUCAUCAUUCAAACUACAUCCAACUGCGCCCAAGGAUCGGUGUGUUGCGACAACACUAGAGGCUCUGCUCCUCCACCCGCAACCAAGUCGCCACCCCAAGCGCCCAAGCCGGUGGUGAGCAGUGGUAGCAGCGCCGUGGACGCGGUGAGCUCAGUGGUGGACACACUCUCAUCGCUUGACAGCGCUUUCGGAGGCCUGGCGCCGCUGGCUGCUCUGCUCGCCAACGGAGGCUCGACUAGCAAAGCCCCCACGACGACGACGACGACCGCGGCGCCGACCACCACCUCGCAGGACCCGCGGCCCGAGUGCCCAGGCUCGUGCAUCGUGCCCUACUUGUCAUUCACCUGCUUCAGAAAUGCUGAAAUGACCACCCUGUUUAAGUGCAAACGAUCUGGCCAGCAGUGCUGCGCGCAUAAAUCCCUGAUCAGAGAGCUGCUGGAGCAGAGGAACCCGCAACACCAUCACCACCACGGUGCAGGCUCGCAACAGAUCCUGCCUCCUCCCCCUGGCGUGAACCGCAACGACACUGACUUGAAUACUUUCUACCAGCCCUACAGGCCGUCGCCAAUCGACCACCCCAGCGUGCAGCAGGGCCUCAAACCCCAGCCGUCACAAAAGUAUCCGGUUCAAACGACAACAAGCAUCAACAGUGUUCAGCAGCCUGGCCCAACCCCGUCGUACAGCAAGUACGUUUGCGGCGUGAAGGGCACCCAGCGGGAAGGAGCCUCAAACAGCACUGCCUUUGGCCCGUACAGAGAGAGUAGGGUGGUUGGCGGUGCCGAUGCUGACCCUGGCGAGUGGUGCUGGCAGGUGGCGCUGAUUAACUCUUUGAACCAGUACCUGUGCGGAGGUGCGCUCAUUGGAACACAAUGGGUCUUGACCGCGGCUCACUGCGUCACAAAUAUUGUUCGUUCUGGCGACGCUAUUUACGUCAGGGUGGGCGACCACGACCUGACCCGCAAGUACGGCAGUCCCGGCGCCCAAACGCUCAGGGUGGCCACCACCUACAUCCACCACAACCACAACUCGCAAACCUUGGACAACGACGUCGCACUGCUCAAGUUGCAAGGACAGGCCGAACUGACUGAAGCUGGCGUCUGCCUCGUUUGUCUGCCAGCCAGGGGUGCAGGACACCCACCUGGCAAAAGGUGCACGGUCACCGGAUACGGAUAUAUGGGAGAAGCGGGUCCGAUUCCUCUGCGGGUACGCGAGGCGGAAAUUCCCAUUGUGAGCGAUGCCGAGUGUUUGAGGAAAAUCAACGCAGUCACGGAAAAGAUUUUCAUCUUGCCCGCAAGCAGCUUCUGUGCUGGUGGCGAAGAAGGAAAUGACGCGUGUCAGGGAGAUGGCGGCGGACCUUUGGUUUGCCAAGACGAUGGAUUCUACGAGUUGGCUGGCUUGGUGUCCUGGGGAUUCGGUUGUGGCCGGCAAGACGUGCCAGGUGUUUAUGUAAAAGUUAGUGCCUUCAUUGGAUGGAUCAAUCAAAUCAUCAGUGUUAAUAAUCUUUAAGGAAUUUGCUCACUACAUGAGGGCUUGAUGAUACAGUAUCAUAGUUAUGUGUACCUGCCCUUGGUUAUUAAUUUUGCUAAUUUAUAGUGCUACUCGCAGCCAUCGACCCAAAGUCGCAUCAUCCUUCAUUAUAAAGUGUUAAUUAUUGUAUCAGUCACAAUUUCAUUUUGCAUGGCCAUAAUCAUGUCAUUUAUCAAUAAAAUUUAUUCAAAAAGA
This is a messenger RNA of Cloeon dipterum, 2688 nucleotides long. RefSeq names its product masquerade (gene mas). The transcript has 12 exons. Lineage: Eukaryota; Metazoa; Arthropoda; Insecta; Ephemeroptera; Baetidae. Gene Ontology annotation, molecular function: serine-type endopeptidase activity. Gene Ontology annotation, biological process: proteolysis. The record is from RefSeq and is a predicted model, not a curated record. The coding region runs from base 52 to 2472 and encodes 806 amino acids.